This is a messenger RNA of Puccinia graminis f. sp. tritici CRL 75-36-700-3, 1790 nucleotides long. RefSeq lists its product as uncharacterized. The record is from RefSeq and is a predicted model, not a curated record. NCBI's taxonomy places the organism in Eukaryota, Fungi, Basidiomycota, Pucciniomycetes, Pucciniales, Pucciniaceae. The transcript is spliced from 6 exons. Bases 568 to 1455 code for a protein of 295 amino acids.
UCGAACUGUUUUCGGAUGGAGAAAACAAGGAAACCGGGGGAGAAUUGGAGCCGUGAGGUCUGGGUCCGGAAGGGAUCAAACAGUCUCGACCGGUCGUGACGCGACGGCCGGGCCAUCGAUCUCGGGGCGAAUGCCGACUCCGUUGACACAAUAUCAAGCAAGCAGUUUGCAAUCUUCAAGCUGGGCAUCAUCAAGAAGUGGCCGGACUUGCAAAGAUAAUCAAGACGGGAAAGCAAAAACAGGUCCGGCCAGGGUGAUACAUACAUACAUACUCAACUCACAAGAAAGCGUUUACAUACAGCGCUCGGAAGAUUGGAUUCUUGGUCGCUUUCUCAAUCAAGCCACUUGUUCCCACUCAACUCCACCGGCCACCACCCACCCACCCAGUAUCCCAAUAAAAACCGAACCAGUCCAUUAACUCUCUCCUCCUCAACCCCCUCCUUCGUUUCCAGAAAAAUAAUAAAAUCCUUAUAAACUGUGUCAAUACUGAUCCGACCAACAAUCCAGUCACCCCAGCUAAAUUAUUAUCUUUCGAUACAUUACUCCGACUGAACAACAUCAAAUAGCAUGUUCUCCUCAACGACGCUCUUGGUCUUAUUGGCCUCUUACCCUGCAUUGAUCUUCGGCCAAGGACAUGCAUCCUCCGACCAGAUAUCCACCUCGGCCACCCAAUACGACAACCUCUUCCUCUCGGCUCCUUACCCUGACGGCUUCGGGAUCCCAUUGAAGGCACAAGCAGUCCUCAACGUCACUUACCCCUCCGGACCUAUCACUAACGGAAAAUCCUACUCCGCCGAAGAUGUUAAAACUCUUCCUACUAUCACCCUCAUUCCUGGUGACACUGCGGCCUUCAAAGCUCCCAACGCUUUUACACUCAUCUUGGCAGAUGCUAAUGCCCUAGGAAACCCCGACAAAGAAGGUAAUUACCGACACUUCUUAGAGAAUGGGGCGACUUUUGGGGAUGCCGGAGCGGAUGGGGGGAUGGCGAUGAACGUGGGCUCGGGGACGGUGGUGACGAGCUAUGCCGGCCCGGGUCCGCUCCUCAACACCGGCGAACAUCGGUACGCCUGGAUGCUGUUCGUCCAGCCCUCCAAGUUCGCCGCGCCUUCCAACUUGUCCGCUGCCGGCACCGGCCCAGGACAUUGGUAUGUGAACGCUUAUGUGGCUAGCAGUGGACUUGGAGACUUGGUUGCGGCCAGCUUCUUCACCGUCGAAAACGGCCAUGCUACCUUCCCUCACAACGCCACCGUCGUCCACAGCACCCCGACCGCCGGAACCGCCAACUCCUCCGCCCAAUCCGGCUCCGCUUCUGCCGCCGGAAGCUCCAACAACGCCGGCAAGUCAGCUGCCAAGAGCGAUGCUGAUGGGCCGGUCUGGAAAGACUGUGCUGCGACCGUCAAAAGCCUCGUCAUGGGUCUCGGCGUCGCCGUCUCUGGCUACAUCCUCAUCCAGUAGUCUUCUCUUCCUGCUUGCUCCUAACUUCCUCCCACACACCGCUCCUUUUUCCUUCAUCUUUACGCUUCAUCUCUUCGAUUGACGUCUUUUUCAUGCCUCUCUGUUUCCUUGCCUUGAAAAACAUAAUGAUCUUCACCCAUAACGUCGUGCUUUUUUUGUCUUUGGUUUGCUCCCCUUUUGAAUAAGUCAAAGAGUAAAAUAAAUAAUCAAUUCAUCAAAUCGACAAUCAAUCAAUGAUUUUUGCUUUGUUUUUUUCUUUCCGUACGAAACGGAUGCCGAUUUAUAAGCAUCAUGACUUUGAUGAUGAUGGGAAAGGAUGCUUGUGCCCAACCAAG